GUGUCUUUUGCUUUACUGGCGAUUUACACUUGAGUGGAAGCGAGGUUUGGAUGAAGCAUUAAUAAAAAUUGAGUAGGAGUACUUUACUUGCUACCCAGUUCUGUUGCCUGUAUUUAUAUUUCAAGCAAAUUUUUAUUAAGAGUCAUUCCAUAAAUUUUUUGUGCGUUUCUUCACACUAAAUGAAUUUAUAGAUGAAAUAAUAGGGAUUUUUUUUUUCAUUUUCAUGACAUUAUUUAGCAUUUAAAAAUGAGUACCUACUACCUACCUGAUGGAAUUUUUCAUUUUCUGCUCAAAAACUCGCUUAAUACACACGCCGGCGCGGUGUUUCAAAAAUCGAAUUAGGUGCAUGUCAAUUGUCAUGAGAGAAAAGUAACGAGAGAUUGUCAAAGAUGCGAAAAUAACCGUUUUUGCUCAAGGUAUCUACUAAACAAAUUCACGAAACCAAGGUCAUUUUCGGAUCCUGCGCAUUUUUUAAAGUAAAGUAGGUACUUAGCGACCUCGAAUUAGUGAGUAGAUCUGUUUCGCAUUUACUUUCUGAUUAUAUUAUUCAAUCUUAUUCGGCCAAAGAUUAAUGAAUUUUGAUUUUUUCAAAAUUCUGCUGGUGGAAUCGAUGAAACUAUGAUGACCAGAGUUGUUCAGCAAGUCGAGUAUUAGUGGAGCAAAUUAAUUUUGAAUGUGAACUACCUACUUCUAGCUUAAUAGGUAACUUGUGUGGAAACUGGCGAUUUACAUUAGCGGUCCAUAUCAAAGAGGUAUAACGUCAAUGGGAAGAUAGGUGAUCGAUUGACAUGUGAAAAACCAAUAGCUCGUAGUUGACCAUUUUCUUAAAGCCAAAAAUUCUUUUGAAAAAAAUUAAAAUUCAUCAAUUUUGGGGGAAAACUGCAAUUAAGAUAGGUAACUGAAAAUAUAUAUUCUUCCCAUACUAAUUCGAGGCUAUUGAACUCGAAUUUGAAGACAAUUUUAUUUCAAAUAGGAAUUUAACACCGCCAUGAUCAAGUUGACGCCAAGAACUGCCUCUCACCUACAUUUAUUUUUUGUUGUCUAUUUUGUACAACACUUCAGCGAUGUAAUAAGCCACAACUUUAUUUUUAACUGCCUAAAUUAAUUUCCAAUCAGUGCAUAAAAUAACAUGUAAACUAACUACGAUUAUGCCGCCAAAAUUUCAUUCGACAAUUCGGCAAAUUGGUACUGGGUAAAACCGUAAAAUUCGGAAAAAUUUCGGAUAAGAGCCUGAGAUAAAGGAAAAACAUUUAUUUUUUACUUCUUGAAACACAAAUUUUCAAAGACUUUUGUCCUCGCUUCGCUCGGGUUUGUAUUCUUUUCUUUUUCAAGAUCAAGAUGGAAAUUUCCAACAAAAAAAAUCAAGUUUAAAAAUACACUUUUCAUCUUACAUAAAAAAAAAAAUCGUUCUUAUACCCUCGAAAUACAUACAAAUCGCUUGGGCUUGUUCUGUUCUGUUUUCGCGCGUGAAGGGUGCAUGUAAUUAAUUCCAGAACAACGGGACACAUUUAUACGAUCAUCGAAUCGUAUUGUUCCUGUUGAAGAUGGACAAAAAUGAAGCGAAACAACAGACCAUUCCUGUUUGGGUAAGGUCAAGAAGUUAAAUCUUUUUUUUUUCAAGGAAGGGCGGAGGUGUGAACAGUAAUUUCAAAUGGUUUUAAAAGAAAAACAUGUGUUUACGCUUGGUGUAAUUCUUUAUAAAUCGUUAGGUCAUUUUAAGGCAGCAAGCAGGCAAUGGCAUUGGUGACCACGUCAUUCAGUUAGGGUAAUAAAUUUUAUUUUAUUACCCUAAGCGAGCGUGAUCUGUAACAAGUGUUCUAUUUAAGAACAAAUAAGGGUUCGUCUACUAUACUCGACACCAAUUCACACAACCAUACCAUUCAUAAAAUGAUGUUGCUUGAUGUUGUCUUAAGGCUACAGCAUUUCGAGUUGUUAUAUUUGUCACGUACCAUACUGCUAUUUACCAUGUUUAACGUCAAAUUUUAUAGGCGCUACAAUUCGUAGAAAGAUCAGUCUCCUCCCUGCCCAUUGAUCCAUGAAAAAUAGAUCAAUAGCAUGCCGCCAAUGCCGCCAGUCGUGAGUAAUAGUACUUAUGACCAGUGGCAAUAAGCGUGAAAAAGUUGGCAUGUAAGCAACAGAAGUACAGUAUCAAUAAUUGCAAAAUUGAAAGUACCUAACUGUUAUUUUAUUUGAAAAAAUUUCCCCUAAAAAUAUGAUACCCAUAAUACUUUGAUUAAUACUUGUAACAAUUAUAAUUCAAACAACAUUUCAGCUUCUGGGGUGGUAAUAAUCAGAAUAAGCUGAAAAAUAAGAUACGAAAGGAUCAAUACAUCGCUGGUAGGUACAGGUAGGUACUAGGUACCUUACUUUUUACAAAAUGAUAUUUUUGGAGGUGAUUACGUAGUGUAUUUUUAAUUAAACUUGGUAAUGGGGGUGUUGUCGCGUUGGAUUUAUAUUUGGCAUGAAGUGGGCUUUAAAUUCGAGUUCACCAAUUUAAAAUUUGUGCAUGGGUAUGGGUAAACCAACAUAAAACAUAACUGAGAAAAAAUAUGGUGAAUGGGAAUGAUGGGAACAGCUUUCAUUCGUGAAUGAAACGGACUGCCAAAACUUCGUGAAUUUUUUUUACUAAAUGAAAGAUACACACCAACCUACUUUGAAAAAAAAAGAAAUAAUACUGCCAAGGAAUUUGCGUAAUAGCAAUACAAUAAGACGUCUAAUUUUUUACAAAGGUCCUUUUUUUCAAAGGCUAUUCUCCAAACGGCAAACUUGUAAUAAUAAUUUACUUAAGUGAUCUUUGUCGGCUAAAUUCAGACAGGAAAUACUAAGUACCUAUCUAUUGUAUGUAGUAAAUUAUAACGCUAAAAUUCUGUUAAGUGACGACCCUCCUACUAACAAUAAAAAACUAUUAUUGUCGUUUGGUUAUUUUUGUUUUCAUUCUCUGUUUUUUUCCCUCGAUAAGUAAUGGCUGUAAAAGUAAACACUGUUAGACGCUCUAUCUUGGUUGAGAGAAAGCAGGUUCACCAAUUCCUAGAACGGAGUUCGAUGAAACUUUUCAAUAAAAAAGCAAAAAACACAUUGUACUAAUGUAUACAUUCAAUACGUGCUGUUUCUUAGUUUACAUUUUUGGAUAUCCACUAGUCCACUACCCAUCAUAAAUAACUGUCGUUCCUUUUUUUAAAAGGGGAAAAAAGAUACCAACAAAUAAUAGGAACCAGAGUAAUAGCCCAUUAGAUAUUGUACUCCUACAAACAGUAUUAGGUACCUCUACCUACCUACCUACCUACCUACCUACCUACCUACCUACGUGCGUGUCCAAUACUUGAUAUUGAUCUUGCGCAAAUAAUCACCAUUCAUGAGAAUAUACACGAAAAGUAUGUAGUUUACUUCAUUAGAAGAAUUAAUUGCUGCCAAAAUUAUUAAUACUAGUAUUUCGUGAAACAUUUAGGCGACCGAAAAAAUGAAUCAAGUAUUUCUUAUCAAAAUAUACUUUCGCCGAAAAAAAAAUUAUAGUCUUUGAUUUUACUGAAAUUGAAGUGCCAAUGUUAGAGAUUUUGAAUUGCCAAUGUUGUAGAUUUUGAAUUGAAAUGACCCCGAAAAAUUUCUAGCUUCCCAAGUGCCCUUGCGGUGGAACAAUGACCUCCUAAAGUGAGGUAAUUUUGAGUGAAAACAAAGUUUUUUGUAGGUAUUUAAAAGCACCAGUCCGCAUUUUUUUCGAAAACGGGUAGCAUUCAAAAGAUGCGAUUUGAGAUGACGAAUCGAAUAGCGUACUUGGUUUUUUGAUUUGACCACCGCUAACCCUCACAACAAGCGCUUGAACAGUCGGGAAUCUGCAUUUUUCUGCUAUUUUAAUUUUAAAACACAGUCAAUGUAGACGUCGAACACGAUUUUAUGACUGAUUAUUAUAUUACAUUUCACAUUGAAACAAGUAAAUUUAGCCCGUGUUCAAAUUUCUACCCCUCCCCCUUUUCUGAGGGCGCAUCACCACACUGAAAACUCCUCUACCCCCUUCCUUAAAUAUUGUUCUUACCAAAAAAUCAUGGAAUAAAAAUUGUUCCUUGAAAAAUUUCCUAAUACAUUUUGGUUUUUCCAAAAAUUGCAUUUGGCGCCACCAUUGAGCCCCAAAUUCCCAAAAACCAUUUCCAAAAUAACACAAAAUUGCUUGUUUAACGUUUAGCGAAAAAUUUGUAAUCAUGAAACCUGCUCAAAACUAACAAGGCAGGUACCCCGGGUUACAUUCGCCGAUUUCAACGAUUCUUGCACCAUUGCAUAGAGGUCAUCGAAUGUAUGUAGCUUAACCUCAAAUUUUCAGCUGCUGAAGUUGAUAUUUCGAUUUUUCAGAGCGAUUUUCUGAUUUUCACAUAGGUAGGUAGUAAUUUUGAAGAACUGUACCUACCAUAAGCAAAAAUACUCAGUGCAGGUCGCAUACCUAAACCUCUGAUAUUAUUUGGGCAUUAUUAAAACGUAUACUGCAAGACUGGCCCAUGCUGAAAUUUUCAGCAGCUGAAGUUGAUAUUUCAGCCAUCCAGGGCUAUUUUUCGAUUUUCACACUGCAAUUUUGAAAAUUGGUCAAAAGUAUUCGGCACAGGUCGCAUAUCUAACUUCAGCAUCUGAAAAUUUUGGGCUAUGCUAUAUUCGAUGUGCUUUAUCCAAUGUUACGAGAAUUGUUGAAAUCGGUGAAAGUCACCUGAGGCACCUCCUUGUAAAGGUAAGUUUUAUUUUCUCGAAACUCGAAGUAGGUACAUAAAUUACAGUAUCAUCACUUUCAAUUUAAACUGUUUACAAAAUAGAUAAAUAGGUAUUCGUAUAGCUAAAAGUUAGGCAGGUACCUGAAUUAUAAUUUAUACGAACGAUUUACGUAAAAUUAAAUAACGGUCUACAAAUGUUUUUCCAAUGAAAAAUUUUUAAACCAGCAUUUCGAACUGAUCAGUAAGAACCUUUCUUGAAAUUUUACACUGAUAACUUUAAUUUAGCGGGUAUUUUUCUUACUAUAUUCUCUCAUAAAAGUUUCAUGUUUCAAAAUACUUAUUAAAAAAAAAUUUUUUUGGUGAUUUCAACUCAAAAUCUCCAACAUUCUUCAAUUUUGUUGAAAUUGAAGAUAGUUAGAUAUGUUUUUUUUACACGGAUUCUCGAAAAUUUGGUAUUUGGACGUUUUUUGAAUCUCUUUUUUAAACACUUUCUAGAUCCCCACCACAAACUUUCAAAACAUUAGAAGUCUUCUCUCUUCAAUUAAAAUCCAAAAUCCAUUUUCAAAAGUUACCAUGGAUGCUAGCAGAUUCUCGUGGAUUUUAAAUUUGCCAAAAUCCGUGUAAAAAAAAAACAAUUCUUAUAUGAAUUUUUUCCGAUCAACUCUAUUACCUAGGUACUCGUAAUUCACUUCAUACCUUCUCGUACAUGCAUUAUGUGCAUUAUCCAACUUUGAUGCAUGAUGCUAUAAGAGUUCAAUUUCCUAUCAAAUGUUUCCAAACAAAUCUCACUUUUUUGUGCGUGUGAAAUUGAUAUUAUAUUGGAAUAAACCUUUCAAAGCCAUUUUAAUGGAGUGAAAAUGUAAGUUCUAGAGCUUAGAUCUAUGUAUCUAGGUACCUGCCUACUGUAAACUGGUUUUAAAACAUUUGCAAAGGAGGGUAGAAAUGGUGGGUGAUGUCAUGUCAAUCCAUUGAUUGUUGACUUAGUUUUCGUCUGAAAGAACUUCAACUCGUAGUAUCUUUUUAAGCAAUUUGUGGAUGUGCGUGAUUGUUUUUUAAAUUAUAAACAUUUGUUUUAAAAAUGGAUUUAGUACGAAGUAUAGUGUCAAAACGUGAGGGGACAUGGUAUUUUUCAGGGGACGGGUAUUACUACUGGAAAAAUAGACCCAAAGGAAACACUUUGUAUUUAGAUUGUAUCAGGAAAAACCAUGGUUGUCACGCUACUGGCAGAACAUCACUGCUGAUGAACGGGCCUUUAAUUCAUAGCUAUAAUACAGGUGGAACACAACAUAAUCAUGAACCUAACGAAAAAUUGCACCAAGUGCAAACGUUUCAGCGAACAUUGCUGCAGAGAAGCGAGAAUGAACGUACCACCCCACUGAAGAGAAUAUUUUAUGAUGAAUGCAGCCACAUUGAUACAGAUACCAUUUCCUAUGCUCCAUACACUAAGGUGUUCAAAGGAAUGCAGGGAACAAGAGCAAAAACAUUUCCUCCAUGUCCUGAUGAUCUUAUUGAGCUCGCGGCACUGCUACAAUUUGAUGAUGAUUUGGGAAAAACGAUUGAGGGGAACAAUUUUUAUCUGGACAUACUUGAAGACAAAGUUCUUCUUCUUUUAUCACCUGAUACGAAGGACUUGCUAAACAACGAAGAGGCAAUUUUAACAAUGGAUGGCACGUUUAAAAGUACGCCAAAAAAGCCGAAAAUUUUCCAGCUUUUUACAAUAGGAGCCAUUUAUCGUCAGUCGUUCUUCAUCAUUGCGUUUGCCUUGAUGACAAAUAAGGCGGCAGAAUCAUACACGUGGAUCUUUGAACGUUUACAGCAGGAAGUUCCAUUAUGGAAUCCCACACAUAUGAUCAGCGAUUUUGAGACAGGUUCAUAUGCUGCAUUUCAUGCAUUAUUUCAUAAUGCGAGAUCCCAGGGCUGCUGGUUUCAUUACUCGCAGGCCAUAGAAAAGCGCGUAAAAUCUCAGGGCUUGGCCAUCUUAACUAGGGAGAAUGUGGAUGUCAGAACAGUCAUUAAAAUGAUAAUGGCACUUCCAUUAUUGAAUCCUGAAGAAAUCCUCGCAGGUUUUGAUACAAUUAGGUGGCAUGUACAAGACGUGAUGCAGAUGCAUUUCCCCGCACUAACGGAACUUAUCAAUUAUGUUGAGAAUUACUGGAUAAAUACGAUUACUCCCGAACGUAUAUCCGUGGCGAAUAGCAGUUCACGUACUAAUAAUGCCCAAGAGGCAUUUCAUAACCAAAUUCUGAUGUAUACUGAAGGGCCACAUCCAAAUGCAACUGUUUUUAUCGAUGCUUUAAGAAAAAUGCAACAUGUGCAUGCUGCUCAUUUCAAGUAUGUACACAGAACUGGAAAUCCUGUGGUGUUUCCUGUAGCCAGAAAGUGGCGACAACACCAUCAGCGGAUUCAAAAUUCGAUCGCUACAUAUCAAGAAAAUGGCGACCUCUAUGCUCAUCUUAGGAGAUUAGCACACAGUGCUGAUUUUCAUUUAAUGGAACAUCUAAUGGCGCAAAUGGCCAAUGAUGAAGAAAAUGUUGAUGGUGAUCUUCAAGAGCUGAUUGUAAUUAUUGGCCCAGCUCCAGAAUUGGAGAAUGAAAAUAAUCAAGAUGAAUAAUUGUACUUAAUUUUAAGUAUUUCCUUUAUUUUCCAUUUCUUAAGUUGGUAAGUAUCGUUAUUACGGGGGGGGGGGGGGGGUAUGCUUAAUGAACAACUGUAGUCCCAAAGUUGAGAAAAAACAUUUCAUUAAAUUUUUUUAAUGUAAUUUUUACGAGGACAUUUAAUUUUUUUAAAGUAAAUUUUAUGAGAAUACCAACGAAAUUAAAGGGUAUCUACCCCUCAUUCAGAUAGGCAAAUGACCUCAACAUAAAACUAACAGGGUAUGUUUAGAACCCCAAAAAAAUAAUUUUGGCCCAAUAGCCCACCCCCAUCCCACCGAAUGAUAUAAAUUUAAAUAAAAAUUCAAUAAAUGCUAUUUUCAGGGUAAAAAUUCUGCAUCAGUGCGGGUUUGAGAUAAUUUUUCUCUGUGAACGAGUAUAGCUAGAGGAUACAUGGGGUACCUUUCUGAAUUUUUUCAGAAUUUUUCAUCGUAUGGGUGGCGCGGGUGGGAGGAGAAAGGGAAAUAAGAGAAAACUUCAAAUCGACAUUACUCCGGCACAAAAAAAAAGAUCAAAAUCAAAACAAUUUUUUCAUCAAAUAUGUAUCUUUAGGUCUUCAUUUCUAUAGAAAUCAUCGCCAGGCCAUUUGCAGUGGUGGUCAAGCUCAAAAGCUUAAAAAAACACGUUUUCUACGUUAUUUUUCAAAAUUAUGGAGAAAUGGCGGAAAUCAAAGAGAACUAAAAUUGUUCAGCGUGAAAUUUUACCUCAUAAUGUGUAAUUAAAAAUUAAUUUAUACCACACGAUCAUAAAACUACGCGAGCAGAAGUAUUUUUGCUUAUAUCAAUAUAUUUUCUUUUCAAUUUUUUGUGUUUAGUUUUAUAUUUGCAUUUUUUCUUGUUUUCGGUUUUGGUUUUCCAUUUUGUUUCCCUAUGUUCAAUUUUUUUUGUUGAAUUUUUAUUUUCAUUUCAAGAUGGUGACUGGUGAGGACAUUUUUUUGAGGUUUCAUCGGGAAGUUGGUUAAUUUUCAAUGUUUAUAUUUUUUGUUUUUGUUGUUAUCUAGUAAUUUGCGCUUACGUAGUUAUGGGGUUUUCAUCUCAUUUUCAAUAGUUUUAUAUUUGAAUUUCUUUUUGUUUUGAUUUUCGGUUCAAUUUUUGUUUUGUUGAUGUUUUUUAAUUUUCUAUUUGUUUUUGCUUCUAUUAUUAUUUUUUCAAUUUCUUGUUUUUCAAUAUUUUUUUGUUUUUUAUUUUUCCUUAAAUUUUAGGAAUUCCCAUAAUUUUAUGUUUCAAUUUUUAUUGUAAUUUUUUUGCUCAUUUUUCUACUUAUUGAUCAUACAUUUAUUUUUUAUUCGCUUUUUAUUGUCCUUUUUAUUGUCCUUUUUAUGGCGAGGGGGGGCGUUAAUUGUUUUCUCAAUUAUUAUUUUGGUUAUAAAAUCUUAAUUUUCUCUAAUUUGUUUCUUUUUCUUCAUAACUACUUUCAGUACUUUCAAACAUUUUUAAUCACUUGAUUGCUUAUUUUCUAUUUAUAAAUUACGUACAAUUUCCCCGCUCCUUCAAAAUAGGUAAUUACCCAAUUCAUUAUUUUAUUUAUUUUGUCAUUUUUGUCUAUUUCGUUUUCUUCCAUUAUCAUCUUCAAUAUUUUAGAAUAAUUUUUUUAUCAAUUUUUUCGUUGUUUGUUUUUUAUUUUUCAUUCAAUGUAAUUUUCACUUUCAUUAUAAACUUACUAUAGUUUUCUGCUUCAAUAAAAUUAUAUUUCAAUUU
This is a messenger RNA of Planococcus citri (citrus mealybug), 9033 nucleotides long. RefSeq lists its product as uncharacterized. The transcript is spliced from 9 exons. Lineage: Eukaryota; Metazoa; Arthropoda; Insecta; Hemiptera; Pseudococcidae. The coding region runs from base 5764 to 7296 and encodes 510 amino acids. The record is from RefSeq and is a predicted model, not a curated record.